AUGCAGUGGUGCAAGGAAGGGAGAGAGGUACAGCAAAAACACGUUUCGGCAUGCGUAUUUCACAGACACGAGGAGCUUAAUAAGAGUGAGUAUCUUUGCACAUGUGAGAAACUCACAGAUGUUCUUCACAUACUCGAACUACCUGAAAAACAUAAUAUCACUGAUACUCUAACAAGAACAGCAGAAACAGGAGCAGCAGGAAGAGCAACAACAAGUUCAAUGACAGUUGUGGAAUCUGCCGCCCAGUUGUCGGUACAUGGGGCGAUAUCUAUGACCGCUUCGUAUGCGGAUUACACCUCCCGCACCCGCUGUCACACUGUGGAGAAUCUCACAAUUGAACAAUGUAUUUCUUUCUGGAAGCGCAGUGUCAUUUUUGCUGCAGAAUUUAUACUCAGUGCCACCAAUAAUGCCAUGCGGCGAAGUGCAGUAGUGGUGGGAGUCUUCAUGAUACGCAGUGAUUACUCGGAAUUCACAGUAGGUAUCAUCACACAAUGCGCAACGCGUGAUAAUCGCUUGCAGCCCAUUCUUUCUCAAUUCUGCGACCAUCACAUGUUAACAAGAGUUCAUGCGGAAUUGCCACUCUGCGCAGCACACCGCACAACUACCAUGCGGUUAUGGUGGGAACCAAGGACAGAACGGGUAACUCCACAUCGUAUCAUGCCACCUAUGAAGGUAAUUCUUGAGCAACAUCAGAAACUACAGUGUAAUGGAAUUCCGUGUUGUGGCUAUGGUGCCGUUAAUGUAUUUCUUUGUCGUCCCAUGACAUCACGUCUUUGUGGGACAACGAAGAAAACGCUCCAGUCCACCAACCCUGAUGCUUUUGAAAAGAUAUUAUUAUCAACUGUUGAUAAGGGACAGGGUAAGGGAUUAAAGGAUGAUGCAGAUGCUGCUAUUCUUAAUUCAGAUUUCUUAAAGGAUGCCGCAUACUCUUCAGCAGUACAGAAGAGACAGAAAUUGAAAUUAGAUCGACGACAAAAUAUCGUUAUCCUUCACUUUGAUGAUCUCUCCGUUGUUGAGGAGGGUGAACAUCUCAUUGGUGUGGAAGUGGAAGCACUGCCCUCUUACAGAGCAUUUCUACCCGCACUCUACGGUCACCUUGCACCAUUCCUCGUGGUUGCACGUGAAGAUGCCUGA
Trypanosoma theileri is the source of this 1134-nucleotide messenger RNA. RefSeq lists its product as uncharacterized. Lineage: Eukaryota; Euglenozoa; Kinetoplastea; Trypanosomatida; Trypanosomatidae. The coding region runs from base 1 to 1134 and encodes 377 amino acids. The record is from RefSeq and is a predicted model, not a curated record. The transcript has a single exon.